CUGUAUUUUACGCAGACGCAAUUAUAUAGUUAACUGUUUAUAUAUCAGUGGUUCAUAACCCAGUUUAACCUUCGUCAAGUGCUCACCAGUGACAGAAAAUUCAGCAAUGGAUGAUCAGUCCCCUGACAUGACUGACAUCCUUGAGGAUGAUCUUGAUAGAGCACUCCCAGUAGAGGCUCUGGGUGUUCCGAGUCGCGUCGCUACACUUGUCAACUCCCCAACAACAGAUACCCUGGACUCCGUGGCUUUGGAGCCAUCUCCUACUGAUGAGGAUGAUGGUGAAGAAAAGACUGAUGGCAUAAACGAUGCAGGGAGUGACCAACAAGAGCCAAUCACAUUCAAUGCAUCCAAUGAUACAUCUCCCACAAGUGAAACACUGAGUAAUGAACAGCAGAUAACAGAUGUCACUGAAGCCUUCUCCCAGGUUGAUGUUGGGAAUCAGGAGACUUCAAACCUACCACAACCUAGUCUCAGCAGCUACUUUGAAAGCCCUGUUGGUGGUAAUGAUGCCACUGACUUCUUUGACUCUAUCUCAGGUCCACCAGAAAGUCCUGGGCUUCAGACUGUGCCUCAGUCAGACAUUAUCCAAGCUGACACCUCUGGCUUGCAAGCUCUCACUGAGAGUCAGUUUGACAGCUUGACAGGAGGGGAUCAAGGAAGCGAGAUGGUGCAGUCAGAUUUGCAGGUUUCACAGCUGGAAGAUCCUGAGGUGGACCUGGUUCAGGAAAUAGCAGAGUCUGACACCCAACCCAUUCACAGGGAGCCAGAGAGCAUUCCAUUUGAAGGGGAGACACUGUUGACUCCUAGGGAACUGCAAGGUAGUAGUGAGGAUCUGCUCAGUAAAAGUGGAUUUGAAUCCUUCACAGCCCAAGGGGAGGAAACUCUUGGUCCAUGUGGCGAUGGCGGUGAGAUGAUAAAGACCUCAAAUCAAGAGUCAGCACUGAAAACAACUGAGCAGUCGAUGCUGUUUCCAGGAUACCAACAGGCUCAUCAGACACCAAGUGUUGGAACAACACCCACCCAGUUAUCUCCCCUGUCAACCCCAGUUCACCAGACUGCCACAAGUGCCCCUCCUCUACAGCAGUCCCCAGGGGCCUACUCCUACUCCCAGCCUCCUGGUCUUGACCGUCAGACGUCUGUUCCUUCAGCUCCUCCGAGCCCCUUCCGGCAGUUUGACGGCUCCACCACUACAACCCCUCCGGCCUUCUCUUCAUUCACAGAUGGGGCUGAUGACCCCUUCACAUCCAGCCUCUCCACCAGUGAUGCUGAUCGCAGAUAUGAUGCAUGGCUACCUUCAGAUGCCACAAGACAUAUUCUGGUGACCAUGGCAACCAGUGCUCCUGGAAGCUACAUUCCACCAGCUGAACAACUCAGUUGUCCCAGAGUGAUGAGCAGUGAGCCACAGGGGGAUCCAGUGCGUGACCUUGUGUAUCGCUACAUGGGAGAGCAGGAGUCUGUCAAGAGGAAAGUGCUGACAUCACAUGCUGUGUCACAGGACUUUGCUGGCUUGGAACAGCUCAUUUCUGCAGGAUGCUUGAGGGCAGCUGUUGAUCUGACAGGGAAGAUGUUGGCUGAUGCUGGACAAGGGGAGGCAACUGGUGGGGAGCCAACACAACAGUCCAAAUACACUCUGCAGCUGUGGUUCUGCCGUCUGUCGCUGCUGCUUCGUCUACGUCUCUACGAUGUUGCUGAUACAGAGCUGCGUGGCUUCCAAACCCUUGACACACCCGACCUGUACUAUGAGUUCUACCCUCAUCUGUACCCAGGCAGAAGAGGCUCCAUGGUGCCGUUCGGAAUGAGGUUGUUGCAUGCUGAGCUGCCAAGUUUCCUCGGACGCAAUCAAGAGGCUCUGGACAAACUGUACUACGUCCUGGCAGUCAUCAGCAGGAUGCUGUGUAACCUGGACAGCGGGCUGGCUGAGGAUGGGAGUGUGUGGGAGAUGUCAGCUGACAGCAGGAAAAAGUCUGUAGAACUGUGGCGACAACGAGAGGUUCAGACUUUGUACAAGAUUGCUGGUGUCAUGGUGUUUGUGAAGGACUAUGAAGCUGCUCUAUCUGUUUACGAGUCCCUGGAAGAGAAGGUCAAGGACCACAUGGAGUCUCUGAGGAGUGGGAUCGGGCGAAUAUAUCUUCAGAUGGGAAAUGUUCCUGAUGCCCUGGUAAUAUUCAAGCAGCUGGAAGCAGAUUCUGAGAAGGGAGACAAUACAUCCAGCUGCAGGAACUCCAUCAACAGGGGUCUGGCAGCCAUGUGUCAGAACAACUUCUCGGAGGCAUAUGGUCUUUUCAAGUUGGCUGUGCAGUUGGAACCACUCAAUACAUGUGCUGUUAACAACAUGGCGGUGUGCUCGUUGUACCUGGGCCGUCUUAAGGACGUCCUUAAUACCCUAGAGUCCCUUGUCCACCGGGACCCCGCCAACAAUCUUCAUGAGGGCAUCCUCUUCAACUUGUGUACUCUGUAUGAGCUGGAGUCCUCGCGGGCGCUGCACAAGAAGCAGACCAUGCUGGACCUCGUCAGUCGACACAAGGGUGACGGCUUCCCCAUUGUGUGCCUCAAGAUGACCUAGACAUUCAGGUGUCAUGUGAUACCCAAGGUCUCUGUGGAUGCAGAGCUAAGGUGAAGGUCAAUAUUACGUGGAAUGUAAUCUGAGACCUGGACAUUUUUGGAAGAGUUGUCACGUGUUGACCUUCACGUUGACAUUUUGGGAAGAGGAGGUAACUGAGGACCAAGCAAACCAUCGGAUGUUGAAGUCAUCGCGACCUCCUGCGGGAAGCUGCAAUAACAAACAGUGAUGAUCAUGAAGAAUUAAUAUACGUAUUAGAAUUUGUUGUGUAAAAAGCUGAUACAACAUCAUGUACAUGGAGUGCGCACCAGAACAAUCAAUGACCUUGUAGAGUUGUCUCCCUUUGCAGGUUUGAGUUAUCUCUGUACACCCUCAAUAUGUGAUAAGUUGCUUACCUUGAAUGUUUUGUAGAGAUUGUUGCUUUCCACAUCAUUGUCAUCCCAAUUCUCCAGGCGAAUGUCCCUCCCCAGAAACUGAAACAAAUUUAUUAUUUAUAUAGCAGCUGUGACUUGCAGUUCAAUAAGUGUCAAAUUUAAGGAUUUCGCCAGAACUGUAUUGUUCCUAUAUAUAAUCGUGAAUAACUGAGGGGAUAUGAGGACCGCUGUAUUACACUGAAACAGUUCUGCAACAUUCCACAGUAUUUAAUUCCUUGUCAAGACAAAUAUAUUCAAUUUAUUGUGAAAAUGUGAAAGAAACUGAAUAAAUGUGUUUGCUGAA
Molecule: messenger RNA, 3277 nt
Organism: Haliotis rubra (blacklip abalone)
Lineage: Eukaryota; Metazoa; Mollusca; Gastropoda; Lepetellida; Haliotidae
Product: trafficking protein particle complex subunit 12-like
Cellular component (GO): TRAPP complex; Golgi apparatus
Molecular function (GO): protein binding
Source: RefSeq, a predicted model, not a curated record